GUCCGGCACAGUCCACUCGGCGAUACGACCCAUGCUGGACCGUCGUCGCUCUGGUCCACGCCGGCAUCAGGCAUCCAGCACCCGCGCCGUCGGCACCAGGCCGCCGCACCAGACAGCCGCACCAGCCCGUCGAGGUCGUACGUCAACGAGGACGCGGUGUCGUUGCACGUCGUCGUCGACGUCGCGUCAUCGUGAUCGCGCGUGGUCCAGGGACCGCGGGUGCGCCACGCCGAUUGCCGGCAAUUAAAAAUAGAAAAAAAAGUAACACUGAAACGAAGCUACGGAGAGGAGAGAGAGAGAGAGACGUCGAAGGAUUCGAGGAUACCGCCAGACGACGAUCGUCUGGGAAACUGCGGUUCAUCGAACCCGCGUGAAACAUCGCGCCGCGACACUCUGCGCGACACUCGCGGCGCGACGCUUUUGGACUUGUUUAUAUUUUCCUUUUUUUUUCCUAUUCACUUCGCCAUUUCGCGAAGGUGACAGCAGUGAGCGAACAGUCAACGAGAGAGGAGCAAUUCUGGGAUAUCGUGAAUUCGCCGCGGGAGUCCCACCGUGACUGUGAACUCUGACCGCGGCGACGAACCACCGCGUUCAGUUCGGUUGCGAUCAAAAGUUCCUGCGGUUGUUGUCGCGUGUCGGCGCAACAUCGGUGCUCGGCAGGUGCCGCAGAGGGAAAUCGGCUGGCGGCGAGUCGACGCGCAGAACUACUGUCAAUCGGGAAAGCGCCAGCAUUCCCGCCGGACGGGCGCGUAAACGUUAUCCCGCACCUGUGCGCGGCCGAUCGUGUUCCGGUCAGUUAGUCACUCGGUCAAACCUGAUAUUGACACUAUCGUUCGCGGAGUCGCGGUGUCAUAUAUGUCGCGCGUAUUUCUCGCGGUGGUGAACGCAGUGCGGCCGCGAAAGAAUGCGGCCAUUGAGGACCAUGAGGACCAAUAUUAGUUGACGAAGAAGUGUCCAGGUUGCGGUGCCCAGGUGCGCGAGACGUAUCGGAUAAGAUAUCCAGAAGAGAGCGCGAAUCGUGAUAGAGAGAACCGGACGCGGCGUGUCCCUAGAAAUAAGAAGGACGGGAGAAGACAGUGUUUCGAUAUCUCGGGAAAAAUCGGAUGGACCCUCUCGCGGAGGGCGAAAACACGCGGCGGAGGUGAGAGGGAGGAGGGCGGAAGCGUGACGACGGCCGAGAUCGGGAUCGGGUUCUUUGUCCUGUUGUUCUGUCACCGACGUGCGCUUGUCGCUUCCUCCUUCCUCAUCUCGUUCCCGCGGAUGUGAUCCAGGUGACCGGAAGGUAACAACUGGCAACGGCAACUGCAACCCCUUUUCCGUCCUGGACGACCGGAGCUGAAGCUCGUUCUUCAAGAGACAAGUGUUUCGUGACGAGAGUCGAAGAUCGCGAACGCCACCAUGAGGAUCAAAAUGCCCGCGGUCAGGAUCGCGCAAGAGAUUCCGGUACGCGUCCUUCCCACUCGUAGAUGGAAAUUACAAGGACGCCCGCAAUAGAGGGGCCACCGGGCUUGGUGAUCGCAACAUUACGGAUGUAUAGGCCAAUUUCGGAAACCUCGCAAAGUACCACCUCCCCAGACACCGUCCAAUGCGGGGGCUGCAGGGCGUCCUAUCCCCUCGGAGAAAUUGUCCGGUUCAUCGAACACAAGGUCAACCACUGUCGGAGCACCCUCCAGGGCUGCCACAGUCCACCGGCGACGGCCGCGCCGGAGGAUUCCGAUCCGGAGGAUGCCCUCACCCUGAAGACCGUCGACCCGGACUCGAAGCUGAACUCGGUGCCCAGCAUCUCCGCGCCCAUCAACAAGAGAAGCGGCCGACUGGAGAGUCCGCCGGCGCCUCAGGGCCCGGGGCCGGAUACCGGAAGUCCGAUCGACCUCAAGGCAAGCGCCAGCUCGACGCCAAAAAGACGGACGGAAGCACCGGAUGAGGUCAAGGAAGAUCUUCCGAAGAAGCAGAAGACUGAGUCCGUGGACGCCGACACAAACACAGUCAAUUCCGAGCCAAGGUGGCUGCAGUGUUCGCAGUGUUCUCGGCGGCUGUGUUCGGCGUGGGAGCUCCUUCAGCAUGUACAGAGCAUGCACGGCGCCCGCCUCUACUGCUCCUCCUCCUCGUCGACGAACUCCUCGUCGAACACUCCGGCGCCUAGUCCACCGACGCCUACGCCGACGCACGCGCACCAUCUAAGUCCGCCGAAUCAUCUAAACUUGAGCGGAAAGUCCACCGGAAGUUCCUCGGCGGCGAACUCUUCCGGCGGUACGAAUACGAGUGGCAGUAGCGGUGGCCGACAGCAGCUUCAGACCUCGUCCCUGGUGGGCGAUCCCCUUCACAGUUUUCUAAGGUUACCCCAGCACUUGGAGCGAAGUUUUCCGCCUAUGUUCAGGCCCGACUUCCUCACCCUGAAUCCCUUGGCGGGAUACAGAGGUCUUCAGGAGCUGCAGACGGCUACACGAAAUCUGCAAAACCUGGGCGACCCGCUUCGCGGUAUGGACGGUUUAAAUCUGGGGGAUCCACUGGUACGUAGCUCAUUGGAUUCCCUGAACAACGCCCGGAACCUGGCGAAUCUGGCCGAGCUGUCGCACGGCCGCGGCCUCGCGGGCCAAGCACACCCACCACCACUCGAAGCGAACCUGGAUUUUUACUCAGCGCGCCUAAGGAGCCUCGCUAAUCCGUCCUUAGGCGCGGCUCCACCUACACCUAGCGGUAAUCCCACGACGAAUCCCCCUCCUCCACCGGUACCGCCGGUACCGCCAGUCCCUAUCGCCAGCGGUGUUCAGCAGCAGCAGCAACAACAACAACAGCAGUCGCAGCAACAACAAUUACAGCCCCAUCCACAAUCUGUGGAACCGCCUAGUCCGGCCUCGGCCAACCCCGCGAAUUUAACCCACGGCAGUCAUCAAAAAGAGAACUCGCCGCCCUGUUAUAGUCAAAGCCCGGUGGGUCAUCACAACAACAAUAAUUCGACCGACAGCGAGAAGACCAGCCCGCCAGUAGCCUCCACGCCGAUCAUUACUGAUUCUUCGUCUGAGACGGUGUACACGUGCGAGAUUUGUGACAAAAAGUUUCGCUUCCAAUCGAAUUUGAUCGUCCAUCGUCGUAGUCAUCGGGACAAGGAAAGGCAGUACCAGCAACGAGAAAGCACGCAGGACGGGCAAGGUACGGCGACGAGAUGCGAGGUGUGCGAUAUUGAGGUAGCGAACUUCGCCGAGCUAAGGAAGCACAUGAGGAAGGAACACCAAGAGCACUUGAAUUCAGCUGCCAGUCCGCAGGGCAGCGUCGAAACGGUGCCGGACGACGGAUCCAGCUGCGAUGAAAACAUGGACCUAGACGAGAUGGAGGAGAACGAGCAGAAGGCCGAGCGGGAGGACGCGGAGGAAAACACGCCGGAGGACCUAAGCACCACUCAGGGGCAAAGCGGCGAGGAGAGCGGAGGUCGAGUGGAGAAGCCGGCCAGCCUGGUGGGCGAUCUCAUGGAGAAGUUUGGCUUGAGCAACAUCGCUCAAUAUUCAGAAGCUUAUCGGCAAGCGUUGCAGGAAAAUCAUCGCAGCGGCUUCCUCAAAACCGAUUCGCCGUGCAACCUCACUAACUCGCUGAACAAUAACAAGGAGAAAGAAAGUGCUCUCUCGCCGACAAAUUUUAAUUCCUCAACGACGCCGAAUAUUUUUUCCGGCCAGGGAUUUCCUAGAUCUUCAGGGCCGGAUUUCACAGGUCUUUGGUUACCUAGUCCGCACUACCUGGAGAACAAUGAAUUCCGUAAGGCGUCCAAGGCCACGACGUCCACCUUGUCGCUUCAGGGCUUGCCAAGUCCGCUGCUGAAGAAGGAGCGGAGCGGCCGAAACGACACUUGUGAGUAUUGCGGUAAAGUUUUCAAGAACUGCUCGAAUCUGACGGUGCAUAGGCGGUCGCACACCGGCGAGAAGCCGUACAAGUGUGAGCUGUGUUCGUACGCGUGCGCCCAGAGCUCGAAACUGACCAGGCACAUGAAGACCCACGGCCGACACGGCAAGGACACGUAUAAAUGCCGUUUUUGCGAGAUGCCAUUCUCGGUGCCGAGCACAUUGGAAAAGCACAUGAGAAAAUGCGUGGUGGUGGUGCAGCAGGGCCCCAAGCUGGACAUACCUUACCCAGUAAUCAAGGACGAGGAUUCGUCACUUAGCAGUAAGGAUACUUGAUCCUGGAACGGAAGCCUACCGCCGAUUCCGCCGUUGUGGCCGCACAGGCCGCCUUAUCCGGUGUACUGAAGACGAGAGAUCUUCCUCUUCAGGGACCUCGAGAGAAGAAGAGAUACCUGAUGAACCCUGAGUCCCGCAAGGCCGGUUCGAUUUUAUCGAGACGGCGCGACCUCAGAAGGAUCUCUUGAUGCGGAAUGUCCGAGGUCACCUCUCGGGAUUAGGAGAGGUGGUAGGUCGAUGUGAUCUCGAGAAUCUCCGACCGAACGGCCUGGAAAUGGCUGAUCGAGUCGACAAGUUGUAAAAAAAUUAUUAAGAGCUGGAAGAUCUAGCGAAGCCGGAGUUUCGACUAAUUUGAGCAAAGAAGGAUCUUCACACGGUUGCGAGGAUUGUACGCGAUGCGAAGAUGAUGUCCAGAUGACGCGAGAACAAAGCGAUCGAAUAAAGAAAGAAGAUACUCGACAAGAAACCCUGCUCCGCAUUUUAACUUACUAAAAAAAAAAAACGAACGAAUGGUUACCAGUUUGCAAGUCUCAGCACACACUCAGCUAUUUAAAUUAUAUAUCGCUAUAAAUAUAGUUUAUAAAUAACGGGAAAAGACAUAAACUAUAAAUAUAAAGCUGCA
This is a messenger RNA of Temnothorax curvispinosus, 4788 nucleotides long. It is a transcript of the gene Cph, whose product is annotated as B-cell lymphoma/leukemia 11A. Gene Ontology annotation, biological process: regulation of transcription by RNA polymerase II. Gene Ontology annotation, molecular function: DNA-binding transcription factor activity; RNA polymerase II cis-regulatory region sequence-specific DNA binding. Lineage: Eukaryota; Metazoa; Arthropoda; Insecta; Hymenoptera; Formicidae. Bases 1467 to 4166 code for a protein of 899 amino acids. The transcript is spliced from 4 exons. Gene Ontology annotation, cellular component: nucleus. The record is from RefSeq and is a predicted model, not a curated record.